Molecule: messenger RNA, 2823 nt
Organism: Haliotis rufescens (red abalone)
Lineage: Eukaryota; Metazoa; Mollusca; Gastropoda; Lepetellida; Haliotidae
Product: extensin-like
Exons: 2
Coding region: 1-2823 (940 amino acids)
Source: RefSeq, a predicted model, not a curated record
AUGUCUAUGUCCAUGUCAUUGUCCGUGUCCGUGUUCGUAUCAUUGUCCGUGUAUGUGUCCAUGUCAUUGUCCGUGUCUGUGUCCAUGUCAUUAUCCGUGUCCGUGUCCAUGUCAUUAUCCGUGUCCGUGUCCAUGUCAUUAUCCGUGUCCGUGUCCAUGUCAUUAUCCGUGUCCGUGUCCAUGUCAUUAUCCGUGUCCGUGUCCAUGUCAUUAUCCGUGUCCGUGUCCAUGUCACUAUCCGUGUCCGUGUCCAUGUCAUUAUCCGUGUCCGUGUCGUGGCCCGUGUCCGUGUCCCUCAGCCCCCUCCUACACCCCCACCACCCUACACCCCCAUCACCCUACACCCCCACCACCCUACACCCCCACCACCCUGCACCCCCAUCACCCUACACCCCCACCACCCUGCACCCCAAUCACCCUACACCCCCACCACCCUACACGCCCACCGCCCUGCACCCACCAUCCUGCACCCCCACCACCCUACACCCCCACCACCCUACACGCCCAUCGCCCUGCACCCCACCGCCCUGCACCCCACCACCCUGCACCCCCACCACCCUACACGCCCACCACCCUACACCCCCACCACCCUACACGCCCACCACUCUACACCCCCACCACCCUACACGCCCACCACUCUACACGCCCACCGCCCUGCACUCCACCACUCUACACCCCCACCACCCUACACGCCCACCACUCUACACCCCCACCACCCUACACGCCCACCACUCUACACCCCCUCCACCCUACACGCCCACCACUCUACACGCCCACCGCCCUGCACUCCACCACCCUGCACCCCCACCACCCUACACCCCCACCACUCUACACGCCCACCACUCUACACCCCCACCACCCUACACGCCCACCACUCUACACCCCCACCACCCUACACGCCCACCGCCCUGCACUCCACCACCCUGCACUCCCACCACCCUACACCCCCACCACCCUGCACCCCCACCACCCUACACGCCCACCACUCUACACCCCCACCACCCUACACGCCCACCGCCCUGCACUCCACCACCCUGCACUCCCACCACCCUACACCCCCACCACUCUACACCCCAACCACCCUACACCCCCACCACCCUGCACCCCAACCACCCUACAUCCCCACACCCUACACGCCCACCACCCUACACCCCAUCACCCUACACCCCCAUCACCCUACACACACCACCGCCCUACAACCCCACCGCCCUAUACGCCCACCACCCUACAUCCCAACCGCCCUUCACCCCCCCACCCUGUACCCCCCUACACCCCCACCACCCUACAUCCCCACACCCUACACGCCCACCACCCUACACCCCCAUCACCCUACACACUCCACCGCCCUACAACCCCACCGCCCUACACGCCCACCACCCUAGACCCCCAUCGCCCUACACCCCCACCGCCCUACACCCCACCACCCUACACCCCCACCGCCCUACACCCCCACCACCCUACACCCCCACCGCCCUACAUCCCCACCACCCUACAUCCCAACAUCCCUACACCCCCACCGCCCUACACCCCCACCGCCCUACACCCCCACCACCCUACAUCCCCACCGCCCUACACCCCCACCGCCCUACACCCCAACAUCCCUACACCCCACCACCCUACACCCCCAUCGCCCUACACCCCCACCGCCCUACACCCCAACAUCCCUACACCCCACCACCCUACAUCCCCACCGCCCUACACGCCCACCACCCUAGACCCCCAUCGCCCUACACCCCCACCGCCCUACACCCCACCACCCUACACCCCCACCGCCCUACACCCCCACCACCCUACACCCCCACCGCCCUACAUCCCCACCGCCCUACACCCCAACAUCCCUACACCCCACCACCCUACACCCCCAUCGCCCUACACCCCCACCGCCCUACACCCCACGACCCUAGACCCCACCACCCUACAUCCCCACCGCCCUACACGCACACCACCCUAGACCCCCAUCGCCCUACACCCCCACCGCCCUACACCCCACCACCCUACACCCCCACCGCCCUACACCCCCACCGCCCUACACCCCCACCACCCUACACCCCCACCACCCUACACGCCCACCGCCCUACACCCCCACCACCCUACACCCCCACCGCCCUACACCCCAACCACCCUACAUCCCCACCACCCUACACCCCCACCGCCCUACACCCCCACCACCCUACAUCCCCACCGCCCUACACCCCCACCGCCCUACACCCCAACAUCCCUACACCCCACCACCCUACAUCCCCACCGCCCUACACCCCCACCACCCUACAUCCCCACCGCCCUACACCCCCACCGCCCUACACCCCAACAUCCCUACACCCCACCACCCUACAUCCCCACCGCCCUACACCCCCACCACCCUACACCCCCACCGCCCUACACCCCCACCGCCCUACACCCCAACAUCCCUACACCCCACCACCCUACAUCCCCACCGCCCUACACCCCCACCGCCCUACACCCCAACAUCCCUACACCCCACCACCCUACAUCCCCACCGCCCUACACCCCCACCGCCCUACACCCCAACAUCCCUACACCCCACCACCCUACACCCCCACCGCCCUACACCCCCACCGCCCUACAGCACCAUCACCCCGCACGCCCACCACCCAACAUCCCCACCCCUCUACACCCCCACCCCCUACACCCCUACACCCCCACAACCCUACACCCCCACCACCCUGCACCCCGCCUCAUCCCCAUCUUAAACACUACCGUUAUCCACCUACCCGGAUUGCCCUACCUUUCUUUCGCCGUGAAAGUCUGGAAAAAUGGCAUCUCGAAAUCCCUUUAAUUGUCCGUAAUAUCCCCUCUCCAUAA